CUGUCAAAGAAGGCGUUUGUGUGGCUGAAGAUGAUGAUGGUUUUUUUCCCCACAACAUGUAGGCUUAUCUAAGUCAAAUAAACAUUAGGUAACCAUCACUGUUAUUGAUUACAGUUGUUGUAACGGUCAGUUCUGAAGUUUGAGCUAACAUGCGCGGCGAAAUGGUUUAAUGAUAUGCGUGCGCUGGAGGUACCUGAACAAUCACGUGAGGCAAAGACACCCUCACGGGAAAAAGAAGAUAACGGGAAUGUAGUCUAGGGGCUGGGGAGUUGGAAGAGAAGUCAGACCAGAAAUUCUGAGAGCCGAAGACAUGGCAUCCGCUGCUGAUUCAUCCAAACCCAAGACUUCUCCAAAAUAUGUCAAGUUUCUCUUUGGUGGCUUGGCAGGGAUGGGGGCAACGGUAUUUGUCCAGCCACUGGAUUUGGUGAAGAACCGCAUGCAGCUUAGUGGACAGGGCUCAAAAGCCAGAGAGUACAAGACCAGCGGCCAUGCUCUCAUUAGCAUCCUAAGAAACGAAGGGCUCACAGGCAUUUAUACAGGUCUGUCCGCGGGGCUGCUACGGCAGGCCACCUACACCACCACGCGCCUGGGCAUCUACACCGUGCUGUUUGAACGGAUGACGGGCGCCGACGGCACUCCGCCCUCCUUCCUGCUCAAGGCUCUGAUCGGCAUGACGGCCGGUGCAGCCGGGGCCUUCGUUGGCACGCCUGCCGAGGUCGCACUCAUCCGCAUGACAGCUGAUGGACGGCUGCCCCCUGACCAGAAGAGAGGCUACAGUAACGUUUUUAACGCUUUAGCGAGGAUCUCACGAGAGGAGGGCAUUAGCACACUGUGGAGGGGCUGCAUUCCCACCAUGGCGAGGGCAGUGGUUGUAAAUGCAGCUCAGCUUGCCUCUUAUUCACAGUCUAAACAAGCCCUACUGGAUUCAGGAUACUUCCGUGAUGACAUACUGUGUCACUUCUGUGCCAGUAUGUUCAGUGGUUUGGUCACCACUGCCGCCUCAAUGCCGGUAGAUAUAGUAAAAACAAGGAUCCAGAGCAUGAGAACGAUCGAUGGAAAGCCUGAGUAUAAGAAUGGCCUGGAGGUGUUGGUGAAAGUGAUUCGUAAUGAAGGGUUCUUUAGCCUGUGGAAGGGCUUUACUCCGUAUUAUGCCCGGCUGGGCCCACACACUGUCCUCACCUUCGUCUUCCUGGAGCAGAUGAACAAAUUCUACAAACGUUCCUUCCUGGAUUCUUAAAGCAUGCUCACACCCAAACAGUGCUGUUGGACUGUGCCACUAACAAUACACCCAGCCCACCACUUUCACAAACGCUUGCAGAGACAUGCACACACAAACUUUUAUGUGUAUGAACACAUAAAUUCCUUCAGAUUCCUUGAUUGGUGGAUGACAUAAGGUGUUACUUGAGUAUGAUGUGUCUUUUGUCUCUGAGGUAUUUGAAAGGUGUGUUGAUGUCUGGACCUCUACUCUCAGUGGCCACUAGAGGGCGACAUGACACUUCCUGUUUACUCCAUUUGUCUUUGGAAAAACAUGAUGAUGUCACACUCAGGUUUAAUUGUUAUCCAGAAUGAGCCAGCACACUUAACUUGAACCACUUUCUUAUGUGAGUCGUAUGUAAAAAACAUUUCAUAUUCACUAAAUGACCACAUAUGUACUCAUUUUAAGACAUUCCUGAGUCAUUUUAUUACAUUUCCUUUGGGAUCAAUAAAGUGUGAAUAAAGUACCAUUCUUGCUCAAAA
Clupea harengus (Atlantic herring) is the source of this 1737-nucleotide messenger RNA. RefSeq names its product mitochondrial 2-oxoglutarate/malate carrier protein. Gene Ontology annotation, biological process: transmembrane transport. Lineage: Eukaryota; Metazoa; Chordata; Actinopteri; Clupeiformes; Clupeidae. The record is from RefSeq and is a predicted model, not a curated record.